GCUCAUAAUCAAUCAACAGAAGGUCUAAAAAAAUCUUUGAGUGUAUUAGAAAAGAUCUUGUUAAAAAAGACCUACUUAGUUGGUGAACGUGUUACAUUGGCCGAUAUUUCAGUCGCUACUGCUCUUUAUUUGCCUUUCAAACUGGUGUUGGAUACUAAGUUCCGAGAAGGUUACAAGAAUCUUACCCGAUGGUAUAAGACAGUUGUCAACCAACCAGCUUUUAAAAAAGUCUUGGGCGAAGUCAUUCUGGCGGAUGUUGCGCAUGAAUAUACCCCACCCAAAAAGGAAAAGCCCAAAAAAGAAACCAAAGCUUCUGAAGAAAAAAGCAAUAAAAAAAAAACAGAAGCUCCUGAUGAUGAUUUAGAAGAGGAGGAAGAAAAACUCGCGCCUAAACCAAAGAGCAAGCUGGAUCUAUUGCCUCCCAGCAAGCUAAACUUGGAAGAAUGGAAACGUUUCUACUCUAACAAUGAUACUCGUCCAGAUGCUAUUAAUUGGUUCUGGGAACAUUAUGAUCCGGAAGGAUAUUCUAUUUGGCGUGUGGACUAUAAAUAUAAUGACGAAUUGGCAAAAGUCUAUAUGAGCUGUAACCUUGUCGGUGGCUUUUUCAAUCGUUUAGAACGAGCGCGCAAAUAUGCAUUCGGAAGUUUGGUGGUGUUGGGCGAAGGUGAG
Molecule: messenger RNA, 669 nt
Organism: Dentiscutata erythropus
Lineage: Eukaryota; Fungi; Glomeromycota; Glomeromycetes; Diversisporales; Gigasporaceae
Source: the annotation of a GenBank genome assembly